UGCGACACUUGCGGUAAAGGCGUCGCGACAGCCGGAGGAUCAGCUGAUGCUUUCCAGUCCGGCAGAGUCGCCUUGAGGAGGCGAAGGAAGGCGGCCGGGCUGCUGCAGGGGAGCCUGCCUUGCUUCCUUCCUUCUUUCCCAGGGCCAGGUGUGAAAUCAUCAUGGCAGGCAACAGUCUGGUCCUACCGAUAGUGCUAUGGGGACGCAAAGCACCCACACACUGCGUGUCAGCCAUACUACUAAUGGAUGAUGUAUCAAUGAUUGUAACAGGUUGCCAUGAUGGACAAAUAUGUCUCUGGGAUGUCUCUUCAGAUCUAGAAAUAAAUCCUAGAGCCUUGUUGUUUGGUCAUACAGCUUCAGUUACUUGUUUGUCAAAAGCCAGUUCUUCAAGUGAGAAGCAGUAUAUUGUGAGUGCAUCUGAAAGUGGGGAAAUGUGCCUCUGGGAUGUUAACGAUGGAAGAUGCAUUGAAUUUACUAAAUUAGCUUGUACACAUACUGGCAUACAGUUCUAUCAGUUCACCAUUGGGACACAGCGAGAAGGGAGACUGUUAUGUCAUGGUCAUUAUCCAGAAAUUCUCGUUGUCGAUGCUACCAGCCUUGAAGUUCUUUAUUCUUUAGUGUCAAAGAUUUCACCAGACUGGAUCAGUUCCAUGAGCAUUAUUCGAUCUCACCGAACCCAAGAGGAUACUGUUGUAGCUGUGUCUGUGACGGGAAUUCUGAAAGUAUGGAUAGUGACCUCUGAAAUGAGUCAUAUGCAGGAUACAGAACCAAUCUUCGAGGAAGAGUCUAAACCAAUUUACUGUCAAAACUGCCAAAGCAUUUCUUUCUGCGCAUUUACUCAAAGGUCACUUUUGGUAGUUUGCUCUAAAUACUGGAGGGUGUUUGAUGCUGGAGAUUAUUCCCUGUUGUGUUCAGUUCCCAGUGAGAAUGGGCAGACUUGGACCGGAGGUGAUUUUGUGUCAGCGGACAAAGUGAUCAUAUGGACAGAAGACGGUCAAAGUCUUAUCUAUAAAUUGCCAGCCAGUUGUUUGCCAGCUAGUGAUUCAUUUCGCAGUGAUGUUGGAAAAGUUGUUGAAAACCUAAAUCCUCCCCAGCUCCAUUGUGUUGUAGACAGAGCCAUGGAAAAAGAAGAUAAACUGCUGUUAAUCUGUCCUCCUGUUACUCGAUUCUUCUAUGGCCGCAGGGAGUGCUUCCAUAAAUUGCUAAUCCAAGGAGACUCCUCAGGAAGGCUCAGUGUUUGGAGUAUACCAGAUACACUUGAUCAGCAAAAUGUGACAGAAGGAUUAAAAAUAACAACAUCUACUUCUCUACAAGAAGCAUUCAGCAAGCUUGUGCCCCGCCCUGCUGGAAUUAUAGAUCAACUGAGUUUUAUGCCAACUAGUGAUGAGCCGCUUAAAGUGACAGCAAGUGUGUAUAUUCCAGCACAUGGACGACUAGUGUGUGGUCGUGAAGAUGGAAGUAUUGUCAUUGUACCAGCAACUCAAACUGCGAUAGUUCAGCUCUUGCAAGAUGAGCACAUGCGCAGAAGAGGUUGGCCACCUCAUAGGACUUUGCGGGGCCAUCGGAACAAAGUCACCUGUUUGCUAUAUCCUCACCAGGUCUCCUCUCGUUAUGAUCAAAGAUACUUGGUCUCCGGUGGUGUAGAUUUUUCAGUCAUCAUCUGGGACAUCUUUUCUGGGGAAAUGAAGCACAUUUUCUGUGUGCAUGGUGGAGAAAUUACACAACUUUUGGUUCCUCCAGAAAACUGCAGUGCAAGAGUUCAGCACUGUGUUUGCUCUGUCGCCAGUGAUCACUCAGUAGGUCUUUUGAGUUUGCGAGAGAAGAAGUGCAUAAUGCUAGCUUCCCGCCACCUAUUUCCUAUUCAGGUCAUAAAGUGGAGACCAUCAGAUGACUACCUAGUUGUUGGCUGUUCAGAUGGUUCUGUAUAUGUUUGGCAAAUGGAUACUGGUGCGCUUGACCGCUGCGUAAUGGGAAUAACAGCUGUUGAGAUCCUGAAUGCUUGUGAUGAAGCUGUGCCGGCUGCAGUUGAUUCCUUGAGUCAUCCUGCUGUCAAUUUAAAACAGGCCAUGACCCGUCGUAGCCUCGCUGCAUUAAAAAAUGUGGCCCACCAAAAACUUCAGACUCUUGCCACAAACCUCCUAGCUUCAGAUUCAUCUGACAAAGGAAAUUUGCCUAAAUAUUCUCACAACUCUCUGAUGGUCCAGGCUCUGAAGACUAAUGUAACAGACCCAGAUGUCCAUGUACUGUUCUUUGAUGUUGAAGCUCUGAUUAUUCAACUACUAACUGAAGAAGCCUCCAGGCCUAAUACAGCCCUUAUUUCCCCAGAGAAUUUACAGAAAGCAUCUGGCAGCUCUGACAAAGGAAGUUCCUUUUUGGCUGGCAAACGAGCAGCAGUCUUGUUCCAGCAGGUCAAAGAAACAAUCAAGGAAAACAUAAAAGAACAUCUUCUGGAUGAGGAUGAUGAUGAUGAUGAAUCAAAGAGAAGAGAAGACAGCGAUCCAGAGUAUCGGUCAAGCAAAUCUAAGCCACUAACCCUCUUAGAGUAUAACCUAACCAUGGACACAGCCAAAUUAUUUAUGUCAUGUCUCCAUGCUUGGGGCUUGAAUGGUGUUCUAGAUGAGCUUUGCAGUGAUCGCCUGGGAAUGUUGAGACCCCAUUGUUGUGUCUCUUUUGGCUUACUUUCAAGAGGAGGUCACAUGUCUUUGCUGCUUCCCGGAUAUAAUCAGCUUGCAGGCAAAAUGACUUCUAGUGAUGUGGACAUAGGAAAGUCUGUUGCUCUCACAGAGGGACAUAUCAGGGGUACAUAUGGCAUUUCACGUGCAGUAACUACUCAACACCUCCUCUCCAUUAUCUCCCUGGCAAACACGUUGAUGAGUAUGACAAAUGCAACGUUUAUUGGUGAUCAUAUGAAGAAAGGACCAGUCAGACCACCUAGACCAGGGACUCCUGAACUUGCUAAAGUGAAGACUCCUGCUCCAGUUGCUAGUCCAGCAGCUCAAGGGCUGAUUAAACAAGUUGCUCCUGCUGUUUCUGCUAGCAAUGAAGCUGAUCACUCUGGCUCUGACUCUGCUACUCCUUUACAUACCUGUUUCUUAGUAAAUGAAGGAUGGAGCCAGCUUGCUGCUAUGCAUUGUGUUAUGCUCCCUGACCUGUUGGGUCUGGAUAAAUUUAGACCACCUCUCCUUGAAAUGUUGGCUCGUAGAUGGCAAGAUCGAUGCUUGGAGGUGAGAGAAGCCGCCCAGGCCUUGCUGUUAGCAGAACUGAGAAGAAUAGAACAAGUAGGGAGGAAGGAAACCAUUGACAUGUGGGCUCCUUAUUUGCCACAAUACAUGGACAGUGUUAUAUCACCGGGAGUGACCCAAGAAACCAUACAGACUACCACUGUUCCUCCUGAACAAUUGGGACCCGAAACCAAAGUUCAAGAAGAAGAACACGAUUUGCCUGAUGAUGAUGUCUCUGCAGGUUCUCUGUCUGGACUUCCUCAGAUGAAAAAAAUAUCUAUGUCAUAUGAAGAGAGGCGAAAACAAGCCACUGCCAUUGUUCUCCUCGGAGUAAUUGGAGCAGAGUUUGGAGCUGAAAUCGAACCUCCCAAACUACUGACCAGACCACGCAGUUCUAGCCAAAUUCCUGAAGGGUUUGGUUCAACAAGUGGUGGAUCUAACUAUUCACUGGCCAGACACACUUGCAAGGCCUUGACAUAUCUUUUGCUGCAGCCACCCAGCCCCAAACUUCCUCCUCACAGCACCAUCAGAAGAACUGCCAUUGAUCUCAUUGGACGGGGGUUUACUGUAUGGGAGCCUUAUAUGGAUGUGUCUGCUGUGUUGAUGGGCCUCUUGGAGCUCUGUGCUGAUGCUGAGAAACAACUGGCUAACAUCACAAUGGGGCUGCCUCUGAGCCCAGCAGCUGACUCCGCCCGCUCUGCACGACACGCUCUCUCGCUCAUUGCCACGGCCAGACCACCCGCCUUCAUCACAACCAUUGCCAAGGAGGUGCAUAGACAUACUGCUCUCCAGGCAAAUACUCAGUCUCAACAGAAUAUUCAUACAUCAACUCUGGCUCGGGCAAAGGGAGAAAUCCUGAGAGUUAUUGAAAUACUUGUUGAGAAAAUGCCCUCCGAUGUUGUGGAUCUCCUUGUAGAGGUUAUGGAUAUCAUCAUGUACUGUCUUGAAGGUUCACUAGUCAAGAAAAAGGGACUUCAGGAGUGUUUUCCAGCCAUCUGCAGGUUCUACAUGGUCAGCUAUUAUGAGCGGAGUCACAGAAUAGCAGUUGGAUCUCGCCAUGGUUCAGUGGCCCUCUACGACAUCCGGACUGGAAAAUGUCAGACAAUCCAUGGCCAUAAAGGGGCCAUAACUGCAGUGGCUUUUGCUCCUGAUGGACGAUACCUAGCUACUUAUUCCAACACUGAUAGUCACAUUUCCUUUUGGCAGAUGAACACUUCUCUCCUGGGAAGUAUUGGGAUGCUGAAUUCUGCACCGCAACUCCGAUGCAUCAAAACAUACCAGGUUCCACCUGUCCAACCUGCAUCGCCAGGCUCUCACAACGCCCUCCGACUGGCAAGGCUCAUCUGGACUUCCAAUCGCAAUGUUAUUCUUAUGGCACAUGAUGGCAAAGAACAUCGGUUUGUGGUGUAGAGUCAAGGUUUGCAGUGUCCCCACUCCCUUUCUUCCAAAUACAAUUUUAUUUAAAUAUCUCCUCUAUCACUCUUCUCCCUCUUUGUGAUCAUAACACUGGAGGGUCAGUACCAGUUCCCACAAACAUUAUCAAGCAGCAUUGGCCAGGUGGCAUUUAUUCUGCUUGCUUUUCUACAAUAGAGCCCUGCUUAAGCCACACAACUGCCUUGUUAAGCUGUCUGGAAUAUCUUGAUUUUACAAGGGUUGGUUGAGUUUUUUUUUAAUUAAUCAAGUUACAAUAUUUAAGCUGGGCUGAUUCUAAUCACUUUGAGAAUGACUAAAAACAUCCACAGGGUUUCAUUUGAAAAAACCUAGAAAGUAUUUAAUAUCCCGAUGUUUACGAAAAACUACAAUGCAAUGUUUACAUGAAUCUCCUUCCAGCAACUGUUGGAGGAUCACUGAGUUAGGAUUUAUUUUAGGCUAUGCUUCAUGCUUUCAAGGGAGUGGGAUGAAGUGGGUUAUCACAUGCCCCUACAGCUCUCCACGUGUGUUCCUUUGGCAUUUCUUGAUUUACAGGAAAGAAUUGGAUGAUCCCUUUGUGUAUAGGGGCUCCCAGGUGCCCACUCGAGCUGCUGGUUCACAGCAUCAAAGGUUUAUUGUACCUGUCAGACUUGAGAUUUCAUGAGAAAAUAUAUGGGAAAGAGGAUUUUCCAUUUUAGCUUGCUUCCUCAUGUACAUUCCUGAUUGAUUUGGAAAUGAUGACGUAGUUUAAUAAGUGAAGAGAAAAUUUUAUGUUUCUUAUGUCAGGGAAGAGAAAGAUCAGCUGCAUUAUUAUUAUUUUUAAUGAAAAUUACAAGGUUACAAAGAGAGGAUGGGGAUGAAUAUCAAUGUUUGGCUUGCUGCUACUCUAGAUAUUAGUGUCUGCAAGUAGAUUUUCUUGCACAGAUUGUGCUUGCACUGGGCCUGUGGAGAAAAUAAAGGUCCCUCACAACUAGACCACUGAAUGUUAUUGCGGUACAAACUCAUGAUGCAGAGUAGUUUAAACAUUGUAAUUUCACUGGAAAACAAAUACUUUAAGCACUGGAAGCAUUUGGUGAAGCGCAUCACUGCUUGCUACUGCAGAAAGCAUAACUAUAUGUUAACUUACGGUUCCAUUUUAAUACAUUGAUAUCUUUUUCUUAACAAGAAGGUCAUCUGUAAUUAUGUUCACAUAUCUGAUAUGUUUUGUGCAUUUAAUUUUGUCUGAAGAGAACCUAGCUUUUGAUCAUAGGACAGCGGAGAAAACAGAAUAUUAGACAUUUUAUUUAAAUGCAAACACAUCUGAUUUUUGUCUUGUAUCCUAUUUGCUAUGAAUCUGCAAGGCAAAGAAGAGAGCAUGAUCUUAAUGUAUGCCAAAUUCUGAACAAUUUAAAAAUUCAAAUUCAAAAAUGGAACUUGAUAAAAAAAAAAGAAAUUCAAAAAUAUCACUUGGUAAAGAAAGGGUUGCUUCUAACCUGAAAAUAUUGGGUGCUUUCUUUGAAGUACAACUUUUUUUCCUCAUUAAAAUUAAUGGAAAUUGUGCAAGAGCAGUUCGGCAUCCUUGCACUCGUCCCACUUUUUUCAGUGGGAAUUGCAUCAGAGCAGUUCCUCUAGUUUGCAUACAUUGAUUUUUUUUGUUAAACAACUUGGUGGUCUAUUUAAUACAGUGAACAUGUAAGUAGGAUUACAUAGGCUACAAUCAACAUAUCUAUCUACUUCAGAUUUUAAGAGCAGAGCAAGACCACUAGGAAUAUUUAUCUCAUAGUGCUAUACAUUUAUAUUGUUUUUAACUAUUGCAAAGCAUAAGUAGUGUGUUUGGUGAUGGUAACAAUUCUGUUGUAGAAUUUCAACAUUUGUUUUAAGUGAGCCAUUGCAGCGUGCAUGUAGAUUGUAUUUAUCAAAAGUGGAUGUGAAUUUUUUAAAAAAAAAAUUGAACAUGAACACAUUUGUUUAUUAAAUCAAAAUAUUGUAAUGUCAUAAAUGAAGAAAACCCUUCUUGUGAAUUUCCAUGUAGACAUUCCAGGGUCAUAUUUACUUCUUCCUUUGAUACACACACCUAUAUUUUGCCUUUCAUUACAGUUUCUUCAGUUCAAACCUCCAUGGAACUCCUUUGCUCAGGGCUCUGUGCGAUCAGGAAACUGUGUGUCAUUUCAGUGCUGGCUAAUACCCCUUAUGUGCAGUGGGAUGUCAUAUAAAGGCUACUUCCCAGGAUGGAGAGAAAGAGCAGCUCCACGUUGGCCUACUAGGGACAAAACUAUAUUACACUAAUCACAGGGUUAAAUCCAGUGUUAGUCCUGCCUAGAUUGGACCUCCUCAAGGGAUUUAUUUUGGUCACAAUUGACAUUAAGGUCCCACUGAUUUCAGUGCAUCUGCUGUAGGUUUGACCAGUAUUGAAUUUAGUUUAGGGCUCCCACUGAAAAUCUCAUCUCAAAAACACAAUUUCUUGUGCGUCUUCUAUCAAGAAAGUUAUUUUGUGCUUUGAGGGGUCUAAAGAUAUUUAGAAGACCUUAUGUAAGAUUAAAUCUUCUGUGGCUAUGUUACACAUGGCAGUCUGUAGCUAUAAAAAUAAAAUCAGGCUUUUGAACCACUAGGAAAGCUAGUCUACAUGAAGUUAUUUAAACAGAAGAAUCAAUAUUUAUGUACUAGGAACUGCAACAAUUCUCAAUGUUCUGAGUGGGGGCGCUGGGAGUGGGAGAAGGAAUAUCUUCAUUGAAAUGAAUGGAAGAGGUGCCACCUAGUACUUCGUAGAUUUUUACCUUGGAUUCCCUUAACAUCCACAUAUGCAAAUUUGAGUGACUCUCUCAGCCCUCACUGCAAAGUUCAUCACAUCUUAGAUCUUUCAGCACUGCAGUAAAAUUUGUAUUGUCAUUCCAGUGUAAGCUUUUAGUGUUUUAUUGAUUUGUUUAGUACUGUAUUUGGAUUUGUCCUUGUAAAUGUAGAGGCGUACGUGGCUUCAUUGGCAGUUUACAAGCAAAAGAUGACAUGAUGAGACACCUGUAUGAAAUCGUUGUCAUGACUAUCGUUGCAGUGUAUGGUAACUGAUUAAAAUGUCUGCCUUGAAAAAAUGACUUGACAAUUCCACUUACUGGCUCCUGCAUGUAACCGAAGGGUCAUGUGUAUAGACUAUCUCUGAAAUAAAUACUAAAUUGGACUAAAGAA
Messenger RNA from Anolis carolinensis (green anole), 7787 nucleotides. It is a transcript of the gene wdr7, whose product is annotated as WD repeat domain 7. Gene Ontology annotation, cellular component: cytoplasm. Lineage: Eukaryota; Metazoa; Chordata; Lepidosauria; Squamata; Anolidae. The coding region runs from base 162 to 4631 and encodes 1489 amino acids. The record is from RefSeq and is a predicted model, not a curated record. The transcript is spliced from 28 exons. Gene Ontology annotation, molecular function: protein binding.